UCGCCUUAUAAUGAUAUUAUAAGGUCGAGAUUUGAGGGAAUAUAAUGUUUUGUAGUCAGUGCGGUUGUUUGUUGUUUUUACAAGCAAAAUUUUGCCACCUCUGUGGUCAUACUACGUCUGGAGACAUAAGUAACUCAGCAGCUUGUCCGAUAAAGAAUAUCAACAAAAAUCAAGGUACAAAUGUUCCGUCUAAUGCUUGUGAUUCGUUUGACUCAAAUCUGACUAUAUCAACGGCGAGCACCACCACAGUUGGCCAAUCUUGUACUCCUGUGUCUUUCAAAGAGUACAGGAAACGAAAGGAGCAAGAAAGAAGCUCAAGAUUUCGUCCCAAAGCUAAAAGAGCAAAACAUAAUGAGACAAAAGAUAGAACACCCAGCGAAGUGAAUAUCAAUGUUGGAUUGAGAAGAUUUCGUGAAGACGAUCUAAAAUUUGUUCGAGGAAGUACGUUACCUUUGAUUGUUGCCCCAACGAUUGGCGCAAAAGAAUUACUCGAGAAAGCCUCUGAGAAAAUUGUGAAAUUUAACAGUGAAGUAUCUGGUGAACCUUUUGGAUUUACUCUUUUAUAUCCAGAUCGUACCAGAGUCAGCAACUUGCCUGGAAGUAGUGAACCGUUUACCUUGGAAAGAUACAAAAAAGAAAUUGGAAAACAGUAUUCCCGCCUUACUUUUCACGUGUGUAGAACUGAUGAAUACUUAAAAUUUUUGUGCAAGCCAUCUUAUUGCAGUGAAGUCAAUAGUGACUCUGAUCUUAAUAUUGUUGAUGAGUGCUUGACAAAAAUUCGUGAUGAUGAUUUGAGCUUGCAGAAUGCCAACAAUUUGGAAACUAUAGUUGAAGUGUCGAGUGCUCAUGGUAUUACUCAAGAGGCAAAUAUCAGCAACUUAAGUGCACAGUCAGGUUUAAGUAGUAUCCCUGAAGAGUCAAACACAAUCAUGUCUUGUGUGGAAUCAAGGGAAUCAGUCUUCAGCAAUAUUGCAGAGGAAGAAGUUAGUUUGGAGUCAAGUAUGUGCACCACUACUCAAAAGAGCAAAAAAAGUGGAGAGUCAAACAUUGGUGAUUUAAUCGAAGAGUCAAACAUGAUCAAUGAAGUUGAAUAUUCAUAUAAUUCAAGUGAAGUCAUUGAAAUGCCUGAAAGUAGUACUUUGUUGGAAGAGAAUGAAAAUGAAAGCUUGACGUUAAUUUCAACAGAAAUGGAAAAUGUUUGUGAUACUCUUUUCCACGGCAGUCUAUUUAUGGUAGAGGAUUGGGCACGCAAUAUAAAAGAGGGCCCUGUUCACCCAGUUGUAUGGAGAAGAUCUCUUCUUAGAGACGAUAUGAUCCUAACAUUUAAAGAAAAAGUGAUCUUGAAUAGUAAUCUCAGCAUUACUCUUAUUGGCUACAAUGGCAGGGAGGAAGAAGGAUAAGGCGAUGGUGUCUUUCGUGAUGCCCUUAGCUCUUUUUGGAAUCAUUUUUUCACCUCAUUGGCUGUUGGAGCUCAGGAAAAGAUCCCGACAAUAAGACACGACUACCAGAAAAGUGAGUGGGAAGCAAUUGCACGUAUUCUGGUUUAUGGUUACGUCAGAGAUGGGUAUUAUCCAUUGUCCUUGUCAGUUGGCUUUAUGUCAUUCUGUAUGUUUGGUGAUGAUGGCAUUUCAAACGAAUUUCUAUUGUCAUCUUUCUGCCAGUGUCUCGCAGAGGACGAAAAAGAGAUUUUUGACCGGUGUUUCAGUGAAGACAACGCUCCAGGUGAAGAAGACGUAUUGGAAUUCUUGAGCAAUUAUAAGUGCUUUCGUAACCCAUCGAAAACAAAUAUAAAGCAAAUUAUGUCGGAAAUUGCGCAUCAGGAGAUUAUCCAAAAACCGCGAUACAUUUUGAAUUGCUGGUCUUCUAUUCUUCAAUGCCUGAAGAUUUUUCCAGAUUUCCAAUCCAUUGACACUUUAAACAAGAUGUAUGAUACUAAAAAACCAACAACGAGAAAAGUGAUAAAAUUGAUUGAAUCCUCACCUGCAACGGACCAAGAAAGACAAUGUAUAGACUAUUUAAAGAAAUACAUCAGGUCCUUGCAAGGAAACAUGUUGUCUCUGUUUUUGCAGUUUGUCACGGGUAGCGACGUUAUAGGUUCUCAAGGAAUACAGGUUUCGUUUACUGUUCUGGACGGCACAGCUCGUAGACCAGUUGUUCACACUUGUGGGCCCCUACUUGAGAUCCCUUCAACAUAUCAAUCAUACAGUGAGCUAUCUGAAGAGUUCAGUGAAUUGCUUUCAAACAAAGAUGCGUGGCAUUUCACCAUUGUAUAAGUUUGAGCAGGCUAGUUGUUGAAUAUUUUUUGUUUCCCUUUGAUUAUUAUCAAAGCAAUCUUACUAAGUUGUUUGUAAAAUAGUUGGGAGUUUUGUUUCAAAAGGACCUUGCUAGUUGUGUGUUAAAACGUUAUUUAUUACGAAAUCAUCAAUACUAUCAUGAUAGUUAUGUUCAAAGUCAAUCUUAAUCGAAAAUGUAGCUUUUAAUACUAAUUUUUAAUGUUUUUCUUGA
Molecule: messenger RNA, 2505 nt
Organism: Xenia sp. Carnegie-2017
Lineage: Eukaryota; Metazoa; Cnidaria; Anthozoa; Malacalcyonacea; Xeniidae
Exons: 4
Coding region: 45-1400 (451 amino acids)
Source: RefSeq, a predicted model, not a curated record